AUUUCCAGAUACCUUAAGCAGCAAUAGUAUUAUUAUUGGUGAAAUCAAAUCAAGAAGGUAUAAUUAAAGAGGAGCCAUGGUUCUUAUUAAUUAUGAUGAUAAUGAGAAGAAAAAGAACAAGAUCCUCAUCUUUGCUGCAAAUGGGUAUCUUGGUAAAUUCAUGGUGAACGCAAGCCUUUCCAUGGGUCAUCCAACUUAUGUUUAUGUUCGUCCUUCCAAACCAAACGAUUCUUCCAAGCUUCAAGUCCUCAAGGAUCUUCAAUCCUUGGGUGUCACCAUAUUCCAAGGUGAGCUUGAUGAUCAUGAGAAGCUUGUGUCGGCUCUAAAAGAGGUUGAUAUUGUCAUUUCCACUUUGGCCGUUCCACAACAUUUAGAGCAGCUCAAGAUAAUUAGAGCUAUCAAACAAGCCAACAAUAUUAUGAGAUUCAUUCCAUCAGAAUUUGGAAAUGAAGUUGAUAGAGUGAGUGGGCUUCCACCAUUUGAGGCAAUUCUUGAGAACAAGAGGAAGAUAAGAAGGGCAAUUCAGGAAGCAAACAUUCCCUACACUUUUGUCUCCGCAAAUUCAUUUGCUUCUUACUUUGUUGAUUACUUGCUUCAUCCAAAUGACAAAACUACCCUCCCUCACAUUACCCUUUAUGGCACUGGCCAAGCCAAGGUUGUAUUAAAUUAUGAAAAAGAUGUGGCUGCUUACACUCUCAAAGUAGCAACAGAUCCAAGAGCUGAAAAUCGAGUAAUUAUAUAUAGACCCGAAGGAAAUAUAAUUACUCAGUUGGAACUAUUAUCUUUGUGGGAAAAGAAGACUGAUCAAACUUUCAAAAGAGUUCAUGUUCCAGAGGAAGAAAUUAUCAAGCUCACUGAAACACUACCAUUUCCAGAUAAUGUACCGCCAGCAGUUCUACACAAUAUAUUCAUUAAAGGAGACCAAAUGAGCUAUGAAAUUUCCAAAAAUGACCUUGAGGCUUCAAAGUUGUAUCCUGAAUACAAAUACACUUCUAUUGAUGCCUACCUUGAUCUCUGCUUGGUUAAUGCUCCAAAACCUAAAUUGGCCACAUUUGGAUGAGUUAUUAUUUUUGUGCUUUUGAGUUUCAUCACAAUUAAGAAGCUGAUCAAUAAUUACUGUAUCAAUAUAUUAUGUAUUUUAUACAUCAUUUACUAAAUGAUGAGUUACAAUAAAAUAAAUAUAUGAG
Molecule: messenger RNA, 1187 nt
Organism: Arachis stenosperma
Lineage: Eukaryota; Viridiplantae; Streptophyta; Magnoliopsida; Fabales; Fabaceae
Product: isoeugenol synthase 1-like
Exons: 5
Coding region: 77-1060 (327 amino acids)
Molecular function (GO): oxidoreductase activity
Source: RefSeq, a predicted model, not a curated record